AAACAAGAGUACUACUCAUCCAAAUUACAGUCUAGCCACGUGCAACCAGUCUUUCCUUCACCACACUACUCACGUGUCACCAUUGCUGUAAAUCAUUCACCUACUACUACUUUUUACCAUACAUCAAACAUAGAAAAAACUCUCUCUCAAUUUUCCAUUCCAACAAAAUAAAACAAAUCUCACUCAUUUUCACCCCUCAUAACAUCUUCAACAAUCACACAAAAUUAACUCAUGCCAAAUCAAAAACAUGUCUGAUCCUUCAACUUCCACCACCCCAUUACAACAUCCAUCAAUCCACCCCGACCAACAACACAACCUACACCUCAUCCACAACAUCACCACCACCACCACCACCGCACAUCAACAACAACCACCACCACAUCCACCUUCCUCCACCAGAGAAUACCGCAAAGGCAACUGGACCAUCCAAGAAACACUCAUCCUCAUCACAGCCAAGAAACUAGACGAUGAACGCAGACUAAAAAACCCUUCAACUUCCACAACCCCAUCAUCAUCCUCACAAGACCCCAACAGACCAACCAACACUGCAUGUCUCACCGGCAUUGCAAGUCCUAGCAGCAGCUCAACCAGCAGGAACAGCGGCGAACUGAGAUGGAAAUGGGUUGAGAACUAUUGCUGGAGUCAUGGCUGUUUGAGAAGCCAGAAUCAAUGUAAUGAUAAAUGGGAUAACUUGCUUCGUGAUUACAAAAAAGUUCGUGAUUAUGAGUCCAAAUCAGAAUCAUCACCCAAAGAUCAUUUUCCUUCUUAUUGGAUUCUCAAUAAACAACAACGCAAAGAACAGAAUCUUCCUUCUAAUAUGGUCUUUGAAAUUUAUCAAGCUAUAUCUGAAGUUCUUCAAAGAAAACAAACACAAAGAAUAAUCACCACCCCACAACAACAACAACAACAAGGUUUAGUUACAUUAGUGUCUUCUUCUUCAUUACCAGCACUACCACUGCAAAUUCAACCACAGCUUCUUCCUCCACCACCACCACAACCACAACCACUUCCUCCUCCACUUCCACUACAACAACCACCUCCACCACCGCAUGCUCCGGCAAGCUCCACUACUCCAGCAGUUUCAGAGAGAACAGAAUCAUCAGAUUCAGAGAAGAGCGAGGAAGAUGAAGAUGACGACGGUGGUGGCUCGGAAUCGAAACGUCGGAAAGUAAAGAACCUUGGUUCAAGCAUAAUGCGAAGUGCAUCAGUGUUAGCACGAGCUCUGAGAAGAUGCGAGGAGAAGAAGGACAGAAGACACCGUGAAUUGAUUGAGAUUGAACAAAAACGGAUUCAAAUGGAGGAAGCACGGAACGAGGUUCACCGGCAAGGUAUCGCCACCAUUGUCGCCGCCGUUAGUAACCUUUCCGGCGCCAUUCACUCAUUCAUUAACUCCGAGCACCAUGGUCGAAGAUAAUUAAUAUGCUAGGUUAUCGAUUAUUCAUUCUUUCGCUGUCUUGAAAUUCAAUUGGAGUUUAGUUUAUUUGAGUCACUUUCACCAAUUGAUCCAUCCAUUAUUAUUCCUUGUAUUCAUUGUUGAUUAAGACGUAGU
This is a messenger RNA of Vicia villosa (hairy vetch), 1549 nucleotides long. RefSeq names its product trihelix transcription factor ASR3-like. The record is from RefSeq and is a predicted model, not a curated record. NCBI's taxonomy places the organism in Eukaryota, Viridiplantae, Streptophyta, Magnoliopsida, Fabales, Fabaceae. The coding region runs from base 248 to 1414 and encodes 388 amino acids. The transcript has 2 exons.